CCAGAGUUUUGGGUACUUUGGCUCCAGACCGAAGCCUCCUGGCGGUGCCCCUGUGUCUUCUGUGAGUGACCACAGCUUCACGAACGGUGAAGAUGCAUCCUCAAGUACCAAUGAACCUGUUCAGGAAAACUUAUUUUCACAUCAGGAGAAAAUGAUUCCUGUGUGGACUUUGAGGGGGGCUCAGAAGUUCAAGACACCUGAGGCUCCAGUCCAAGAGCCCCCAGCAUGGGUUCAGACGCCCCCGGCAUGGAUCAAGAUGCCUCCAGCUCCAGUGAACAAGAAACCCAAGGUGCCUGAGGCUCCAGCCCAAGAGCCCCCAGCAUGGGUUCAGAUGCCCCCAGAAUGGAAUAAGAUGCCUCCGGCUCCAGUGAACGAGGUGCCUGAGGCUCCAGCCCAAGAGCCCCCAGCAUGGGUUCAGACGCCCCCGGCAUGGAAUAAGAUGCCUCCAGCUCCAGUGAACAAGAAACCUAAGGUGCCCAGUGUCCCUGUGGCUUCUGUGAGCGACCGCAGCUUCAUGAACGGUAAAGAUGCAUCACGUCCCAAUGAACCUGUUCAGGUAAACCUAAAUUCCCAUCAAGAGAAACUUAUUCCUGUGUGGACUUUGAGCGCGGCUCAGGGGGCUCAGAAGUUCAAGACACCUGAGGCUCCAGCCCAAGAGCCCCCAGCAUGGGUUCAGACGCCCCCGGCAUGGAUCAAGAUGCCUCCAGCUCCAGUGAACAAGAAACCUAAGGUGCCUGAGGCUCCAGCCCAAGAGCCCCCAGCAUGGGCUCAGAUGCCCCCGGCAUGGAAUAAGAUGCCUCCAGCUCCAGUGAACAAGAAACCUAAGGUGCCUGAGGCUCCAGCCCAAGAGCCCCCAGCAUGGGUUCAGAUGCCCCCGGCAUGGAAUAAGAUGCCUCCAGCUCCAGUGAACAAGAAACCUAAGGUGCCUGAGGCUCCAGCCCAAGAGCCCCCAGCAUGGGCUCAGAUGCCCCCGGCAUGGAAUAAGAUGCCUCCGGCUCCAGUGAACGAGGUGCCUGAGGCUCCAGCCCAAGAGCCCCCAGCAUGGGUUCAGACGCCCCCGGCAUGGAAUAAGAUGCCUCCAGCUCCAGUGAACGAGAAACCUAAGGUGCCUGAGGCUCCAGGCCAAGAGCCCCCAGCAUGGGUUCAGACGCCCCCGGCAUGGAAUAAGAUGCCUCCAGCUCCAGUGAACAAGAAACCUAAGGUGCCUGAGGCUCCAGCACAACAGCCCCCAGCAUGGGUUCAGACGCCCCCGGCAUGGAAUAAGAUGCCUCCAGCUCCAGUGAACAAGAAACCUAAGGUGCCUGAGGCUCCAGCCCAAGAGCCCCCAGCAUGGGUUCAGAUGCCCCCGGCAUGGAAUAAGAUGCCUCCAGCUCCAGUGAACAAGAAACCUAAGGUGCCUGAGGCUCCAGCCCAAGAGCCCCCAGCAUGGGCUCAGAUGCCCCCGGCAUGGAAUAAGAUGCCUCCAGCUCCAGUGAACAAGAAACCUAAGGUGCCUGAGGCUCCAGCCCAAGAGCCCCCAGCAUGGGCUCAGAUGCCCCCGGCAUGGAAUAAGAUGCCUCCAGCUCCAGUGAACAAGAAACCUAAGGUGCCUGAGGCUCCAGCCCAAGAGCCCCCAGCAUGGGCUCAGAUGCCCCCGGCAUGGAAUAAGAUGCCUCCGGCUCCAGUGAACAAGAAACCUAAGGUGCCUGAGGCUCCAGCCCAAGAGCCCCCAGCAUGGGCUCAGAUGCCCCCGGCAUGGAAUAAGAUGCCUCCGGCUCCAGUGAACGAGAAACCUAAGGUGCCUGAGGCUCCAGCCCAAGAGCCCCCAGCAUCGGGCCAGAAACCCCCAGCAUGGCAUCAUAUGCCCCAGGCACCAGCCCAAACGCCACCGCCUCAGCUGACUUCAUUAGACCCUGUUUGGGGCAGUUUUGGCAGCUCCUUCAUAGAGGAUGUUGGUGGAGAGGCUACCUCUAAUGGUGGUGCUACUGAGGGUUCCUCAUCAGGGCCAGAGCACUACCUUGUUAUCACAGAGCCUUUGGGUUUUCAGACCCGCUAUGUGGUGAAGUCUUUCAAUCGUUAUGUGCGAGGGAAAAAGAUCUAUACCCAAACCACCUACAUCCCGCUAGAUGAUCCUCCUGCUUCUGAGCCUGCUCCUGUCCCCAGUCCUCCACAUGAAGCUCCGGUGGACCAAACUGUGAAGCCCACCCCUGCAAGAAAAGGAUAGGCUUGUCCAGUUGACCUUCUGUGCAGGCUUUGGACUCCUCCACAUGGAUAUCUGGGCUCUUGUUGCAUUAUUAAUUGUGGCUUAAAGAAUAAACUUUUCUUAAACUUA
Messenger RNA from Alosa alosa (allis shad), 2311 nucleotides. Its product is annotated as repetitive proline-rich cell wall protein 2-like. Bases 152 to 2203 code for a protein of 683 amino acids. The record is from RefSeq and is a predicted model, not a curated record. NCBI's taxonomy places the organism in Eukaryota, Metazoa, Chordata, Actinopteri, Clupeiformes, Clupeidae. The transcript has 12 exons.